CCAGGCGGGAGAGCGGCUGCAGCUCGCCCGGGUCGCGCCAGUGGAGAACCUUCGCGGUGCGCGUGAGCGGGAGCGGCGAGGAGCAGGCGGCCGGGGCCGACGCGCGCGGGCGGCGAGGGGCACGGCCACCGCAGCUCUUCCCCCUCCCCAUCACAUCGCUCCCCCCGCUUCGUGACACCCCUCACGCGGCCGCAGCCGGAGAACAGUCUCCAAGUGGCCAGAAAACGGGGAAGGGAAAGCCGCGGAGGCCUGGCCAGCGGGACCGUCGCCCUUUGUGGGCGCAACGCACACGGCCGCGAGCACCCUUCCCCCGAGGCGCUCUACGCCCGGAAGCUUUGUCGCACCGCUCGGCCCCGGCGAGGACGCCCAGGGAAGGGAAAAGCGGGGGCUCGAAAGCUCGCGUGUGGGGGUGGUGGUGGUGGUGCUGAGAGCGCCACCCGCCCAGCCGCCACCUCCGUAUCCUCCAUCCGCCGCAUCUCUGGGGCUGCCUCCGCACUCCCGGCCGGAGCUCAGCCUCCUGUGCUGCGGCCCGCACACACGCACACGCGUGCACACACACACACACACACACACACACACACACACACACACACUUCUCGGCGCGCACGCACGCCCGCCUGCCCGCCCUUCUCCCCGCCCCCUCCCCAGCUCCUUGAUCUCCCGUCUGUUUUAUUACUCCUGGUGCGAGUCCGGCGGACUCCGAGGCCCGCUAUUUGUUACCAGCUCGCUCUCAUUGGCGGGGAGCGCAGAGCAGCGGAGAAGGGGGUGGGGAGGGGAGGGGAAGGGAAGGGGUGGCCACUGCCCGGAGCCGUCUCCGCGCUGCUGUUGGUGCCGCUGCCGCUUCUGCUGCCUCUGCUGCCGCCGCCGCCUCCGGCUCCUCGCUCGGCCCCUCUCCGCCUCCAUGUGCCGGAUAGCGGGAGCGCCGCGGACCCUGCUGCCGCUUCUGGCGGCCUUGCUUCAGGCGUCUGUGGAGGCUUCUGGUGAAAUUGCAUUAUGCAAGACUGGAUUUCCUGAAGAUGUUUACAGCGCAGUCUUACCGAAGGAUGUGCACGAAGGACAGCCCCUUCUCAAUGUGAAAUUCAGCAACUGCAAUAGAAAAAGGAAAGUUCAGUAUGAAAGCAGCGAGCCAGCAGAUUUCAAGGUGGAUGAGGACGGCACGGUGUAUGCUGUGAGAAGCUUCCCUCUCACUGCAGAGCAGGCAAAGUUCCUGAUAUAUGCCCAAGACAAAGAAACCCAGGAAAAGUGGCAGGUAGCUGUAAACCUGAGCCGGGAGCCAACCCUGACUGAGGCACCUAUGAAGGAACCACAUGAAAUUGAAGAAAUAGUAUUCCCUAGACAACUUGCCAAGCACAGUGGAGCUCUACAAAGGCAGAAGAGAGACUGGGUCAUCCCGCCAAUCAACUUGCCAGAAAACUCCAGAGGACCCUUUCCUCAAGAGCUUGUCAGAAUCAGGUCUGAUAGAGAUAAAAACCUUUCCCUGAGAUACAGCGUCACUGGGCCAGGAGCUGACCAGCCUCCAACGGGCAUCUUCAUUAUCAACCCCAUCUCAGGACAGCUGUCAGUCACAAAGCCUCUGGAUCGAGAGCUGAUAGCCCGGUUUCACUUGAGGGCACAUGCGGUGGACAUCAAUGGCAAUCAAGUGGAGAACCCCAUUGACAUUGUCAUCAAUGUUAUUGACAUGAAUGAUAACAGACCUGAGUUUCUGCACCAAGUUUGGAAUGGGUCUGUUCCAGAGGGAUCAAAGCCUGGGACAUAUGUGAUGACGGUCACUGCCAUUGAUGCGGAUGAUCCAAAUGCCCUGAAUGGAAUGCUGCGGUACAGGAUCCUGUCCCAGGCUCCCAGCACACCUUCACCCAACAUGUUUACAAUCAACAAUGAGACUGGGGACAUCAUCACUGUGGCAGCUGGUCUGGAUCGAGAGAAAGUGCAACAGUAUACGUUAAUAAUUCAAGCCACCGACAUGGAAGGCAAUCCCACUUAUGGCCUUUCAAACACAGCCACAGCCGUCAUCACGGUGACAGAUGUCAAUGACAAUCCUCCAGAGUUUACUGCCAUGACUUUCUACGGAGAAGUCCCUGAGAACAGGGUGGAUGUCAUUGUAGCCAACCUAACUGUCACGGACAAAGAUCAGCCCCACACGCCGGCCUGGAAUGCGGCAUACAGAAUCAGUGGUGGAGACCCUACAGGAAGGUUUGCCAUCCUGACAGACCCCAACAGCAAUGAUGGGCUAGUCACAGUGGUAAAACCAAUUGACUUUGAAACGAAUAGGAUGUUUGUCCUUACUGUUGCUGCAGAAAACCAAGUGCCAUUAGCUAAAGGGAUUCAGCACCCACCUCAGUCGACAGCAACUGUGUCCGUGACAGUUAUUGAUGUCAAUGAAAAUCCUUAUUUUGCCCCAAAUCCUAAAAUCAUUCGCCAAGAGGAAGGCCUCCACGCAGGUACCAUGCUGACCACGCUCACUGCUCAGGACCCCGACCGAUAUAUGCAACAGAAUAUCAGAUACACAAAACUGUCUGAUCCUGCCAACUGGCUGAAAAUAGAUCCCGUGAAUGGGCAGAUCACUACGAUUGCUGUUUUGGACAGAGAAUCGCCAAAUGUAAAAAACAACAUCUAUAAUGCUACCUUCCUUGCUUCUGACAAUGGAAUCCCUCCUAUGAGUGGGACAGGAACACUGCAAAUCUAUUUACUUGAUAUCAAUGACAACGCCCCUCAGGUGUUACCUCAAGAGGCCGAGACCUGUGAAACUCCAGAACCCAACUCAAUUAACAUCACAGCACUUGAUUAUGACAUAGACCCAAAUGCCGGGCCGUUCGCGUUUGAUCUUCCCUUAUCUCCAGUGACUAUUAAAAGAAACUGGACCAUCAACCGGCUUAAUGGUGAUUUUGCUCAGCUCAAUUUAAAGAUAAAAUUUUUGGAAGCUGGUAUCUAUGAAGUUCCCAUCAUUAUCACAGAUUCAGGGAAUCCCCCCAAGUCCAACAUUUCCAUCCUGCGUGUGAAAGUUUGCCAGUGUGACUCCAAUGGAGACUGCACGGACGUCGACAGGAUCGUGGGUGCAGGGCUUGGCACGGGCGCCAUCAUCGCCAUCCUUCUGUGUAUCAUCAUCCUGCUGAUCCUUGUUCUCAUGUUUGUGGUAUGGAUGAAACGUCGGGAUAAAGAGCGCCAAGCCAAGCAGCUUUUAAUUGACCCAGAAGAUGAUGUAAGAGAUAAUAUAUUGAAAUAUGAUGAAGAAGGUGGAGGAGAAGAAGACCAGGACUACGACUUGAGCCAGCUCCAGCAACCAGAUACUGUGGAGCCUGAUGCCAUCAAGCCCGUGGGAAUCAGACGGCUAGACGAGAGGCCUAUCCAUGCUGAGCCACAGUACCCAGUCCGAUCCGCAGCCCCACACCCUGGGGAUAUCGGGGACUUCAUUAAUGAGGGCCUUAAAGCUGCUGACAACGACCCCACGGCCCCACCGUAUGACUCCCUCUUAGUCUUUGACUACGAGGGCAGCGGCUCCACGGCUGGCUCCUUGAGCUCCCUCAACUCCUCCAGUAGCGGUGGGGACCAGGACUAUGACUACCUGAAUGACUGGGGACCCCGCUUCAAGAAACUGGCGGACAUGUACGGCGGUGGUGACGACUGAACGGCAGGACGGACUUGGCUUUUGGACAAGUAUGAACAGUUUCACCUGAUAUUCCCAAAAAAGCAUACAGAAGCUAGGCUUUAACUCUGUAGUCCACUAGCACCGUGCUUGCUGGAGGCUUUGGCGUAGGCUGCGAACCAGUUUGGGCUCCCAGGGAAUAUCAGUGAUCCAAUACUGUCUGGAAAACACCGAGCUCAGCUACACUUGAAUUUUACAGUACAGAAGCACUGGGAUUUUAUGUGCCUUUUUGUACCUUUUUCAGAUUGGAAUUAGUUUUCUGUUUAAGGCUUUAAUGGUACUGAUUUCUGAAAUGAUAAGGAAAAGACAAAAUAUUUUGUGGCGGGAGCAGAAAGUUAAAUGUGAUAUGCUUCAACCCACUUUUGUUACAAUGCAUUUGCUUUUGUUAAGAUACAGAAUGAAACAACCAGAUUAAAAAAAUUAACUCAUGGAGUGAUUUUGUUACCUUUGGGGUGGGGGGGGAUGAGACCACAAGAUAGGAAAAUGUACAUUACUUCUAGUUUUAGACUUUAGAUUUUUUUUUUUCACUAAAAUCUUAAAACUUACGCAGCUGGUUGCAGAUAAAGGGAGUUUUCAUAUCACCAAUUUGUAGCAAAAUUGAAUUUUUUCAUAAACUAGAAUGUUAGACACAUUUUGGUCUUAAUCCAUGUACACUUUUUUAUUUUCUGUAUUUUUUCCACCUCGCUGUAAAAAUGGUGUGUGUACAUAAUGUUUUAUCAGCAUAGACUAUGGAGGAGUGCAGAGAACUCGGAACAUGUGUAUGUAUUAUUUGGACUUUGGAGUCAGGUUUUUUGCAUGUUAAUAUCUUUCGUUAUGGGUAAAGUAUUUACAAAACAAAGUGACAUUUGAUUCAACUGUUGAGCUGUAGUUAGAAUACUCAAUUUUUAAUUUUUUAAUUUUUUUUAAAUUUUUUUAUUUUCUUUUUGUUUGUUUUGUUUUGGGGAGGGAUAAAAGUUCUUAGCACAAGUGUUUUACAUAAUUUGUACCAAAAAAAAUUACACACAAAAAAAAAAAUGAAAAGAAAAGUGAAAGGGGUGGCCUGGUACUGGCAGCACUAGCAAGUGUGUGUUUUUUAAAAACAAAACAAACAAACAAAAAAAAAUAAAUAAAAAGAGGAAAAAGAAAAAAAAAAAGCUUUUAAACUGGAGAGAGUUCUGAAACAGCUUUGCGUCUGUGUUGUGUACCAGAAUACAAACAAUACACCUCUGACCCCAGCGUUCUGAAUAAAAAGCUAAUUUUGGAUCUGG
Molecule: messenger RNA, 4887 nt
Organism: Mus caroli (Ryukyu mouse)
Lineage: Eukaryota; Metazoa; Chordata; Mammalia; Rodentia; Muridae
Gene: Cdh2
Product: cadherin 2
Biological process (GO): cell-cell adhesion mediated by cadherin; adherens junction organization; calcium-dependent cell-cell adhesion
Cellular component (GO): catenin complex; adherens junction; neuron projection
Molecular function (GO): beta-catenin binding; cadherin binding; calcium ion binding
Source: RefSeq, a predicted model, not a curated record